Homalodisca vitripennis (glassy-winged sharpshooter) is the source of this 6260-nucleotide messenger RNA. Its product is annotated as ATP-binding cassette sub-family C member 3-like. Gene Ontology annotation, cellular component: membrane. Gene Ontology annotation, molecular function: ATP hydrolysis activity; ATP binding; ABC-type transporter activity. Gene Ontology annotation, biological process: transmembrane transport. NCBI's taxonomy places the organism in Eukaryota, Metazoa, Arthropoda, Insecta, Hemiptera, Cicadellidae. The transcript has 31 exons. The coding region runs from base 408 to 4946 and encodes 1512 amino acids. The record is from RefSeq and is a predicted model, not a curated record.
GAUCUGGAAUGCUGUAAUUUAUUGUUUGGUUUCAAAGCGCUUGCGCCUAUGCACACUAAGUUAACGGUGUGGCCUUAUUUGUAUUGUAGGAACUUUGAUAUCUCUACUUAACUUUUGACCGAAAUUAAUAGUGUGAUAAGUCUAUCUGUUUCCUCCGUCUCUUUCUCAGUUCAUAACUUGCAAGUGGCUGGUCAUUGUUUGUUAUUGGCAGUUUGUUGGUGUUGGAAACCUAUCUAUGUUUUUUGUGAGAAGUUGCACAAUUGUCGUCUGCUAGAUCACCUGGGUUGGAGGUAGAUUCACGCAGUUUUAAAAUAUUUAAUGUUAUUUAAUCAAAAUUUUACGUCAAAUCAAAUUAAAAUUAUCAAAAUAAGUUUGUUCACAGUGUAAUGAUUAUUUAAUACUUUGAAAUGAGUUUACAAGACAAUGGAUCAUCAUUCUGCAGUUCAAGUUUUUGGGACCCAGUCAUCUCAUGGAACACACCGGACCCAGAUUUCACCCUGUGUUUCGAGAGGACAGCCCUGGUGUGGGUGCCCUGCUUAGCCCUAUGGCUGCUCUCACCCAUUGAACUGUUCCAUAUCUUCCACAGCAAAUGUAGGGAUGUGCCCUGGAGCUUCAUUAAUUCUGCCAAACUGUUGCUGAACCUGGUGCUAAUAGGAUUGAGUUUAGCCAGUUUGGGAAGAUCAGUUGUGGUGUACUUUGACUCAUCGCAAACUGUAUACUCCGUGGACAUCUGGACACCUGUUGUACAAGUCGUUACUUUUACACUGGCAUUAGUCUACCUACUAUGGAACAAAGUGAGAGGAAUGCAAACGUCUGGUGUUCUGUUUGUCUUCUGGAUGCUGCUGGCUGUCGCCGGGAUUGCUCAGUUCCGUACAGAGCUCAAACAAGAGUCACAAGGGGUUUUGGAAGAUUCUAUGUUCAAUUACAUAAUUUACUUGAUGUACUUUCCAACUGUGGUUAUAAUGUUCAUUUUAAAUUUCUUUGCUGAUAAACAACCACUGAAGACUAAUUAUCCUAAGUCCAAGAAUAUCUGUCCAGAAGUGACAGCAUCUUUUGUUUCUCGUUUGUUUUUUCGAUGGUUUGAUUCCAUUGUCUGGAAGGGGUUCCGCAACCCUCUGACUCCUGCAGAUUUGUGGGAUUUGAGGUUCCAGGACACAUCGUCCCAAGUGGUGCCACUCUUUGAAAAACAGUGGGCCAAAAAAAUAUCACAAAUUACAAAAACCAGUCCAGAACAGAAUGGAUUUUCAAAAUCGUAUGGGACCAUGAAGGAUCAGAGACGUAGGUCUACUAAACCGGUUUCAAUCCUUGGUCCAAUUUUUAGAACUUUCUGGAAACUUUUCUUAGCUGGUGGAAUAUGCAAGAUUUCUGGUGAUCUUUGUGCUUUUAUCAGUCCACAGAUCUUAAGUUUGCUAAUCCAGUUUGUGGCGGGAAAGGAGUACAUGUGGAGGGGAUUCAUGUAUGCAGGAAUCAUGUUUGUUGCCUCAGAAACGCAAACUUUCUUCUACCACCACAACCUGAUGACCAUGUCUGUUCUUGGGCUUAACAUCAGGACUGCUCUCAUAUCUACAAUUUAUAAAAAGGCAUUACGCAUCUCAAAUUCAGCUCGCAAGGAGUCAACGGUCGGGGAGGUGGUGAAUCUGAUGGCAGUGGACGCUCAACGAUUCAUUGACUUCUCCGCUUUUUGCAACCUCCUCUACUCAUCUCCUAUCACCAUUGCUAUCUCCAUGUACUUUCUAUGGCAAAUUCUAGGUCCCUCGGCUCUGGCUGGGCUGGCUGUCAUGAUAGUCCUGGUGCCCAUCAAUAUCACCAUCGCCAACACCGUGAAGAAGCUGAACAUGCGCCAGAUGAAGUACAAAGACGAAAGAGUCAAACUUAUGAAUGAAAUCCUCUCUGGAAUCAAGGUGUUGAAAUUGUAUGCAUGGGAGCCUAGUUUUGAGAAACAAAUUCUAAAAAUCAGGAACAAAGAGAUGGCAGUUCUAAGAAAAGCUGCUCUCUUAAAUGCCUCUACUUCAUUUGUUUGGACUUGUUCAUCUUUUUUGGUGUCUUUUGCCACAUUUGGUGUGUACGUGAUGAGCGAUGACAGCCAUGUGCUCACUGCCGAAAUCGCUUUCGUUGCUACAUCAUUGUUCAAUGUGAUGAAAGUUCCAGUUACCAUGUUUCCAUUGGCUGUACAAGUUCUGGUCCAGACUAUAGUGUCCACAAAGAGAAUCAACAAGUUCUUGAAUGCUGAGGAGUUGGAUCUAACUUCAGUGUCUCAUGAUGAGAGCAGAAAGGAGCCACUUAUAAUCGAAAAUGGAGUGUUCUCGUGGGGAACAGCAGACGAAGACAUGGAAGUUCUACGUAACAUCACACUCAAGGUUCAGCCAGGACAGCUGGUAGCUGUGGUGGGAGCUGUUGGUUCUGGCAAGAGUUCCCUCAUCUCUGCCUUCCUGGGUGAGAUGGACAAGAUCUCUGGAUACAUCAAUACUAAGGGUAGCAUAGCAUAUGUGCCACAGCAGGCAUGGAUACAGAAUGCUACAGUGAGAGAUAACAUCACAUUUUCCAGCAGUUACGACAACAAGAAGUACAAGAAGACUGUGGAAGCCUGUGCCUUGCAACCUGACUUCGACAUGCUUCCUGGUGGGGACAUGACAGAGAUCGGAGAGAAAGGUAUCAAUCUUAGUGGGGGUCAGAAACAGCGAGUGAGUUUAGCUCGAGCUGUGUACAGUGACGCAGACACUUAUCUACUGGACGAUCCUCUCAGUGCUGUGGACUCUCACGUCGGAAAACACAUCUUCGAUAAUGUUAUUGGACCAACAGGUGUCCUCAAUAAGAAGACCAGAGUGUUGGUGACUCAUGGAGUGACUUUUCUCCCAAAAGUGGAUAUGAUUGUGGUGUUAAAAGCUGGUGAGAUCUCAGAGGUAGGCACUUUCAAGGAACUGCUGGCCAGGAAGGGGGAAUUUGCAGACUUCUUGGUGCAGCACAUCACAGCAACCGAAGAGUCAGAGUUGGAACCUGAUAUUGAGGAACUGAUAGAAGACAAUCCAGAAUUGAAGAUUCAAGUACAGAGACAACUAAGCAGCUCUGGAUCUGUGAGGUCUCGAUCCUCUGUUGGGAGGAGAGGGUCAGUGGAGAGUAUGGGGAGUUUGAGUGUAGGAAGGAAGGACAGUGUAAAGGCUCGUCUUCCAGUCGACAAGCUCAUUCAGAUCGAGAAAACCGAAACAGGAAGUGUUAAAUUGAAAGUGUACGCUAGCUAUCUGGGUUCCUUCGGCCUGUUUCUGACACUAUCCACAAUUAUAUGCCAGAUCUUGGCCCAAGUGUUCAGUGUGGGCAGUAAUCUGUGGUUAUCCAAGUGGACAUCAGACGAGACAGCUGUGGUAGACGGAGUUGAGGACGAACCCAUCCGCAACUACUACCUGGAGAUAUAUGCAGCUUUUGGUCUCUGCCAAUUGGUGGCAACGUGGGCAAGUUCGUUCUCUCUGGCUUUUGGAUCGAUCUAUGCCUCACGAGGUCUGCACAUUUCCAUGCUGUACAGUGUGUUGCGUGCGCCCAUGAGUUUCUUUGAUACCACCCCUACGGGCCGCAUUGUGAACCGGUUUGGCAAGGAUAUAGACGUUGUUGAUAACACACUUCCUGGCAACCUCAGCUCUGCUAUGAAUUGUUUUAUAUUGGUCUGUGGAACUCUUGUAGUAAUCACUUACUCAACUCCUGUUUUUGCUGCAGUGAUCAUCCCUAUCAGUCUGCUCUAUUAUUUUGUUCAGAGGUUUUAUGUAACAACAUCUCGGCAACUGAAGAGGCUAGAGUCAGUGUCACGGUCACCCAUAUACUCUCAUUUUAGUGAAACUGUUACCGGUGCUUCAUCAAUUCGAGCUUACAAGGUAGAAAGGCGUUUUAUGAAAACGUCAGAGGACAGAGUUGACAUAAACCAGAUGUGUCUAUACCCAAGUAUGGUUUCUAACAGAUGGCUGGGUAUUCGGUUGGAAACUGUGGGAAAUCUACUGAUUUUCUUUGCAGCUCUUUUCUCAGUAUUAGGGCGAGAUUCCCUGGAUGCUGGUAUUGUGGGAUUGUCCAUAAGUUAUGCUUUACAGAUUACCAGUAUGUUGAACUAUGCUGUCAGAAUGUCAUCAGAAAUAGAGACCAACAUUGUGUCAGUGGAGAGAAUCCAGGAGUAUGCUGAUGUUCCUCAGGAGGCAGCAUGGCGAGUCGAGCCAAGGCCUCAGCCACAAUGGCCGGACAAGGGGAUGGUGCAGUUUGAGGACUACAGAGUCAGGUAUCGAGAGGGUCUGGACUUGGUUCUUAGAGGAAUAGACUUCACCGUCAAUGGUGGAGAAAAGAUCGGCAUAGUUGGUCGUACUGGAGCAGGCAAGUCCUCUCUCACCCUGUGUCUGUUCCGUAUACUGGAGGCUGCUGGAGGACAUAUUUACAUUGAUGGUCUGGACAUCUCCAAGAUUGGACUGGGGGAUCUCAGGUCCAAGCUUACCAUCAUUCCUCAGGAUCCAGUCCUGUUUUCCGGAACUCUGAGGAUGAACCUGGACCCAUUUGAAGUGUACAGUGACACAGAAGUGUGGGGUGCCCUACAACUGGCACACCUUAAAGAUUUUGCUAAGAGUCUCCCUGCAGGUCUCAGCCACACCAUCUCUGAAGGUGGAGACAACCUCAGUGUUGGCCAACGACAGUUGGUAUGCCUGGCUCGAGCACUGCUGCGGAAGACUCAGGUAUUGAUCCUGGAUGAGGCCACCGCUGCCAUCGACUUAGAAACUGAUGACUUGAUACAGCAAACAAUACGCAAAGAGUUCCAGAACUGUACAGUGCUCACAAUAGCUCACAGACUCAACACCAUCUUGGACUCUGACAGAGUCGUUGUCCUUGAUAAGGGAAUGAUCAAAGAAUUCGAUUCACCAGCAAAACUUCUGAAGAGUGACAGUUCAACCUUCUACAGCAUGGCAAAGGAUGCUGGGCUUGUAUAACAAGCAGAUUUAGUAAUAUUACAUGUAUUGUUUUCGUAUUUGCCAUUUUGUUCCUUAAAUCUGUACCACUUUUUUAUAUUAGAUGAAGCUCUCUACAGUCAUUGUCUUAGGUACAGAAUAGAUAAAGCAAUGACUAUACAAUAAAACUACAGUCAACUCUUGAUUGUCUGUGGUAAUCAACGACAAGCCUUCCAUGGUUAAACUAAAAACAUGAUUACAACAAAGGGAACCAUUAACAAUGUUAAACUAAUAACCUAAAUGCUAAAUAAAAUGGUUUUUGGUUACCUUACCUAAUAAGGUACCUAAUAAUUUGUAAUCCAUUUAUAUUGUCUAUUUAGUUGAGAAUAAAAACAAGUUACACAAUUUAGUACCCAUAAAAAUUAAUGAACUAUUUACAAUUUAACUGAUGAGUUAUGAUCACUUAUUAAUUCAUUGAAAGAAACCAAACAUUGUUUUUUGUGUUUUUUCAGCGGCUUCUUCCUUAUUACAGGUGAAUGUAAGUUCCGCGAAACAAGUUUAUUACAAAGCAAACUGUCUUCCUGCCCCUCCAAAUAAUCUACCAAAUACUAAAUGUGAUUUAUUGCUGCUCUGUGGGAGACCUUGGGCUCAGCCUGCGAACCUUCUUCUCCCUCCUCACACCCUUCACCAUCACUUUCACUAUCAACAAUUUCCGUCUCUCAAUUUCAUCAUCUUUCUUUUCGAAGGCCGGAAAGUCUAUGUCAAUAUUUAACCAUUAAUUGACAUUUAACAACAGUUUCAUGACUAUGUAAGUUGAAUAAUGGGUGGAGUGAAGGAUGUUUCCAGGGAAAACAAAGGGGGAGUCUAAAAAUAGCCGUAGUCAAAACACUUGCUAGUGAAUAGGCAGACGCACAGUGGCCGCUGCACAGGCUACAGUGUCUGUCUCUGUGUUAUUACGACUGUCCUUUUUAUUCACUACACUGCAUAAUUUUAAACAUUAUCUCACCUUUUAACUUUAAAUGCUGCAUGGCGGUUCUUUAUCUAAUAUUUCCGAUUGGUAUUAAAACUUAAUUUAAAUCAAUUUUUUACCCUGAUUAAUCUGCAACGCAGUUGUUCCGCUCCCAGAAAAUCAGGAUUUGACUGUAUUUUGUAUUUGAUUAUAGUACUCCUAUUUAAGAUAAGAAAGAAUGAACAGUGUUGAACAUCACAAUUAAUUGAUCAGGAAGAUUUAAACUUUGUGCCUUACUUUGUGAUAUUUACAUUCCUGUAAAAGUCUGUUUAUAUUCUGUUAUCCCUGUAUGUAUGCUUACAUUUUUAUAUGUACAUAUAAUUUUGUUAAUAAACUAUACCAUUUUA